GCAGCAGCGAAAACGGUAGUGACCAAUGGCGAUAGUGAUAGCGAUGGCGGCGGCGAUGGUGGCGGCGGUGAUUUUGUGCAAGUGUUUACCGCUUUUGUGCCGUGUGUCACGUAAUUAAGAGGGCUUUCUUUUUCUCUUUCUACGAUUCUUUACAAAUCUGUUAUAAUCUGUUUACCGCGGGAAAAAAACGAUGUCGGGAUAUCGUAAGGUAAACUAUUACGAAUUGUGUCGACUGUGUACUAGUAGUGAAGGUAACAAAAUGAAUAUUUUCCGCGAAGAAGGACGCAGGCGACAAUUACAAACGAAAAUACAGACGUAUCUACCGAUACAAGUUAUGGAAGAGGACUCAUUACCAAAAAUUGUAUGCCACGAAUGCGUCAAAAAGUUAGAAAAUUUUAUAGAAUUCCGAGAAACCGUUGUCAAUGCUGAGGGUAUGUUGGAGUCUUACUUCACUUCGCUUCGUUUUUCCGAGGAAUUUUUGAAAGAAGGAAAAGUUUAUGUAAAGAAUACAGAAAAGGAAAGAUCGUCCACACCAGAAGAUGAGGUUCUGAAGUCAAUGGAUAAAGUACCAACAUCAGUGGGAAUCCAAAUAAUGAAUAAUCAACAAACAACAGAUCAAAUACAGCAACCUGUUGUAGUUAGCAACAUAAAUACUUCUAAUAUACAAAUCAUCAGUGGCGUUCAAGCAAGAGUACAACAAUACAAAUGUGCUAUGCAGAUGCAACCAGGAGGUAUGGCAGCAGCUGUAGUCGAAGCUACAGCAGAAACUCAUUACAGUUAUCAACAACAAACUUCUCAAGUAUCAUCGCAACAAUCAAAUGAAGCGCAAAAUCAAAUCAGUGAUCAGCAAAAUCAAUCUUCUACAAUUCAGCAACAAGCUCAGAAUCCGAUACAGAAUCAUAGUCAAAUAAAUCAACAAGUACAAUCCCAAAGAGCAAUUUCUCAACAGUUGAAUCAAUCGGCACAAUUAUCUCAACAAAAUCAAAGCCAGGUCAGUCAACAAGUACAGGGACAAUCGCAGAUGUCACAACAGCUCCAACAAUUACAAAGGCAACAGCGUGAAUUUGAAAAGCAGCACAGACAACUUCAACUUGAAAAACAGCAGGUACAAAUUAUAACACAACAAGAAUUUUCAGUGAAACAAGAGACACCAGUUGUACAUCAAAAUAAUAAUAUAGUUCUAAAAACUGAAACGGACAUGGAUUCGAAUCAACAAAUCAUGCAAAAAAUACAAUCCGAAGCUCAAAAAGACGAAUCUCCUAACUCAAAUGUACAAACCUAUUCUACGGUACAGGAAACGCCAGAAGUAUUUCUCAAUUUAGGCUUCAAAGAAGGUCCAUUGAUGGCGAUUCGAGAUGAAAAAGAUUUUAAAGAACUUACAAAAACUUCAUCUGACGACGGAAUGUCUCGUAAUUCAAUUGAACAAAUCAGAGAAUUUUUGAGACUCAGAUCAGGAGCGGAACCAGCUUCUUUAAUCACUGUAAAUCCUCAAGGUCUGUCGCAAGCUGCAAGGAAUGCUGUUUGUCGUGAUUGUGGUAAAACCUUUCCUUCAUUUAACCAAAUGAGCAAUCACAAUUGUAACGUCGAGACACUUAUAAAUGAACCAUCGGAUGUCGGAAAUAAGGAUGAUCCUUUACAAACUACUGUUAAUUCUUUUAAUUGUGACAUUUGUAGUAAGCCAUUUAAACGGAAAGAGCAUCUCUUUCAACAUCGGAAAUUGCACACUGGUGAGCGACCGUACGUGUGCACGACAUGUACGAAAGCGUUCAGUCGUAAGGAACACUUGGUCAGACAUUCGGUAUCUCAUACCGGACAGAAGAUGCAUGAUUGUGAAAUGUGUGGUAAAAGUUUUUCACGUAAAGAUAAUCUACAUAAACAUCGAAAAACACAUGGUGUAUCUGGUCCUUAUAUUUGCGAGACUUGCGGGAAGUCAUUUGUCGUGAAACAUUAUUACGUGAUGCACAUGACUACUCAUGCGGUAGCUGUCGUAGACGGCAUAAAUUGCCCAGAUCCAUUGCCAUAUAAAUGCGAUAUAUGCCAUAAAGCAUUUUCGGUAAAACAGUAUCUCACUACGCAUAGACUUAGACACAGAUCAAAAAAUAAUAACAAUUCUGCACAAAACAGUUUAAACGGACAUCAACAACAAUCGAACGUCGCAAAUAAUGUAAAUGUAAAUGUAGUGACAAAUAACGUUAGCAAUACUGGAAAUUUAAAUAAUAAUGGGCAAUCCAACAAUGAGUCAACGGUCGAAAUGCAAAGCGUUAUCGAACGAAACGAACAAGCUAAUGGAUCAUUUGCGAACAGUCAGUAUCAUAAUAAUAUUCAAGAAUUUCAAUGAGAUAAGGGAAAGCGUGUCUAUUAUGUUCUCUUGCCGAAUGGUAACAAUCAUAAGAUCGUGGUUGUAUAAGCAAGAGAAACUUUAUGACGCGCUAAAAUAUUUUCUUAUGGUUUUGUUCUUGAAUGAACGUGGUUUUUGUACUUUAAUACUACAGAAUCAAAAUAAUUAUUCUGACAAAUUACAUAUUUUGAUGUACACAUCCGACAAAAAGUAAAUCUGUUAAAUAUUUUAAAAAUUCGUCGGGCAUGACAUUGUAAAUAUUGCUAACAGAAUAUUUAACUGUGGUGUUGCAUGGUGUUUUAAAUGAAUGCUUAUUUGUAUUCGAAUAUAUGUAUUCGAGAAAUAUGUUAAUAUUUGUAUAUAAUGUCGUGUAUACAGAUAUAUUAACCUCUUAAAGACCGAUAGCAAAGAUUUUUGCCUUUUUUUUAAUUUAGAACUUUGUCUAAUGGACUGGAAAAAGAUCAGAAAAUUUUACUGUCCUCAAGUUUAGUCGCGUUCCAAAUAACAAACAAAGGUUUUUCUAAAUUUUAAGGCUCCCUGAACACGAUCCCAUAAUCGAUUUUUUACAUCCUAAACGAAAUACGGUAAUUUAAAGAAUAAACUUUUUUUCAAUUUUUCAUGAAUCUUUGGCACGAACAUAUAAACAUUUUAAGGCUCGAAAAUUUUUCACAUGAAAUUUGUAAUCAACAUUCUCGAAAACUUCUACGUAUGAAUUUUUAAUGGAAUCCAAUACAUUUUCGUUUUUGGUCCUUUGGGUCCGUUUCGUGAAUUUAGCUCGAUCUUUAAGGGGUUAAGGGAGCACCUAUAUACAGGUUGUUUACUGGAAGUUGCUGAAACUAAUUAUCUCUUACUUUGUGUGAAUAUUGGAAAAACUAAAUUACGUUUAAUAGAAGAUAUUCGACGAUUUUAUUUUAAUAUACUAUUCUGUAUAAUAAAACAUUUUUACUUAAUUUUUAUUUUAUAAAAGAUAACAAAACUUAGUGUAAUGAUAUGUGUUUUCGAAGUAUGCACCUUUACUAGUUGAACAAAACUCAAUUCUUUAAAAAACCUAUAUAAAACUUUCUGUAAACAAUCUUUUAUUAUAUCAUUAACUAUUUUUAAUGCUUGUCUUUUAUUUUUGGAGUAAGAGCAAAGGCACAGACUUUUGCAUAACAUAAGAAAAUUAAUUAAUUAGAAUCGCCUAUUUCUUUCUGUUAAGAGUAGAAUAAAGACAUUUAAUUAAUUCAUUCUUUUAUGCAAAAGUCUGUGCUCAUUUAUCCAGAGCAUAAACAGUCAGUCAGAAUCAGAAUCAGUUUCUCUGUCAGUUGUCUUUAAUUUAUCUCAAUAAAAAUAAGUCGCACAGGUUUAGAUCUGAAGAGUAAGAAGAUUAUUUUAUUUUUCCCCGGAAAAAAUUUAGAAUAUUCCAAACUAAUUAUUCGAUUUCUGUAAACUUUAUUGAUUGCUUCGAAAACUUUCAUCAAGAUAAAACGUAUUUUGCAAAAAAAUUUUUUAAAAUUCUAUGCAGCAAAGAUUUAGGGAUUAAGCUGCUUUUCUAAUGGAAGAAUUUAGAUUUUCUUUAAAACAUUGCUCCAUCCUUUGUUUGUUAUUUUCUCACUACCUUGUACAAAGGUAAAUCAUACCUGAAUAGUAUCAUGAAUUGUACCGCAAGGAAUAUUACAAAAAAUUUUCGAUUAUUCUGUAAAAAAUGUAUGCGGAAUUAAUUAACUAAAAAUUAAUAGAAAUUAUUUCAAGAAAACGGAAUAGUGUACAUUAGUGUAAACAAAAUUUUUUAACCUUUUUAGAGUAUUUUUGUUUGCAAUGCUGUACAUAUUUGGUACAAAAUGUUUUAUACAGUAUACACUUUUCUUCUAGAAAAAAGUCCUUUAUAAGAUAAACUUUUUCUUCUACUGAGAUAUCACUCAUUUUUAAACACAUGUUACUGUUUCGACAAAGUUAAAAUAAAACCAUCAAAUGUUUUCUAUUGAAUUAUUAAAUUUUAAUUCUUCCGAUACUCGUGUGCAUUACAGAAUGAAAGCUAAUUAGUUUCAGCAACUUUCCAAAUACCUAGCGGAUCAAAAUUACGGUUUAAAUUUGCAAAUUUUUUGUAUAAAAACGGAAAGAAAAUCGAAAAGGGGAUAAAAAUGUCAUGUUUAUUUUAAUGUAAAAUAUAUUACUAAAAAAUUAUAUAAAAUAGUGUUACUAUUAAAAUUUUCCAGAAUGUUCUAAAGAACGUUUAUAAUGACCACUGCUGUUUUCAUAGGAUCUUAAACUUGCAAAAACUAUGAAAAAUUUUAAAAAUAAUUUAUAUCCAAAUUCAAAAGUUAAAAAUUUAAAAAAUUUCAGUUUUUAUUAAAUUUAUAAAUAUACUAAAAUUUACACUUAUUUUACUCUUAAUUUUGUAUUAAAAAAUUUUAACAUUAUAAUUUGUAUUUUGUACUUAAAAUUAUUUUUAACUUUUUAAUGUAUAUUGUCCAUUUUUCUUUGUAACAAAGUAUGAAUGCCAGGAGACUGAAAGUUAUAUAUACAUACACACAAUAUAAAUUGUAACAAAUAGGUUUAAAAUCUUAAAAAAAUAACAUUAAAAGUAGCUGUAAAAUUCGUUAAUUACUAAAAAAACGUUACCGUUACAGUUAUUAAAAAAGAAAAAUAAUGCUAUUAUCACUCUUUUAUUACCACUCUAAAAAAAGUAAAUAUAAUGAUAAUGUGUUAUUUCCCACUGAUGAAAUUGCUAAAUUAAUCGGUAAAAUUGUUUUCAAGGUAUAGUGUUCGCGCUUUUUGAAAGCAUAAUUUAAAUAGCGACGCCAUUUUAUAUAAUUUUUUAAUAAAUUUUAAAAUGUUAAAUAAAAAAAGCAUGAUCUCAAUGGAAUAAAUACGACUUACGUAUCUUUGUUUUUUCAGAAAAAGAAAAAUUACGCAAAGUUAUGUCUCAGCUAAGUGCAAAUGCUCCCGUAAUACUUGUAUGCAACAUUCUAUAUACGAAUAUCAUAUGUAAAUAUAGCACCAAAAUCAUAGAAAAUAAUUUUUCCAAAAUAAUGGAAAAUUUUGCAAAAUACAAUAUGUGUCCAUAUUAUCAAAGUCAUUAUCAAAAUCACAAAUUGAUUUUAAUCUGUAAAACUUGCUAAUACAACGACAUAAUUGCACUCUGACUAGUUUACAAUGAACUGAAGUAAAUUAAGAAGGUAUUCUCGCUUUUGAUAUCAUUUUUGUAUUUGUUUUUAGGAAAUUUUUUAAAGAAAAAAUAUAAAAGCUGUAAAUUUACAGGUUUUGUAACAGACCUGGUGGAAACUCGAGCAAAUUGGAAAAAGUUAAAAAUUUAAAUUGGUUAGGAAAAGGUUAGGGAAAGAUGUAAAAAAGUCUGGAGUUUUUGUUCACCAUUUCCUUAUGCUCUCAUUCUAAAGAGUAUUUACACUAGCGAUUAUGAAUGCCUUCACGCAGUUUUCCAUGUGCAUAUGCAUUUUAUAUAGGGUAUAUUACGUGCACUAUAUGCGCAUAUUGAAAGCAGCAUGAGGACAAGUGAAAGCAUUUACAAUUGCUAGCGUACAUGCAAAUUUUUAAAUGUUAUCUCUACCAUUUUUUUGUUCAUAUACAUUCAAAACUUGCACACUUUACAAGUCAUUCUUUACAUAUUAGUUUCAUGGUAUAUAAAAAAAAUUAAACAAAAUGAUUAAGAAAAAAUAAUCAUUCACUAUUUGUAUUAUGUUUUGACCGCGAGAAGAUAAAGAAAUCAAGAUGUUCUAUUGUAACAAUUUUUAUGUACAUUUCUUUUUUAUAACAGAAAAUUUUUUACUAUUAUCUAGAAAAUAUGGAAAAGUCAGAAAACUUUAAAAUUCAUUUUUUAUGUUUAUUUUUUAUCGCGCACGCAUACACACAAAUUAAUGAUUAUCAUGAUAAAUCUAAAACUGUCUGUAUAUAUUCCAACCUGAUCUACUGGUACCUGAGAAUGUUAUGUAUUACUUUUAUAAUGUCUCUAAUGAAAUUUUUAAGAUCAUUUUGAAACAUAAUCGUAAUAUCAAAAUAUAAUAAAUAAGAAUUAAAAAUUGGCAAGUUAAAUUAUUUAAAAUUUGCAUGUUAAAUAUGACACAUCGUAUAGUAAAAAUGUAUACAAAAUUAAUAUAAGGAUUGUAUUUAAUAUCUUUAUUACGGUACGAUAUGCCAUAUGUAAGCGCACAUGUUUCGGAUAGUUUAUUUGCUUAAUUAACACCCCUCUUAUUUAAAAAUUACAUUUCGACACCUUUGGUAUUAAGAUUUUCGUAUCGAAAAAAUCUUAGGAGUCUGCUAUUAACGGAUUAACCCUUUUAUUACCAGUGGGAAGUAUACUUUCCACUUAUUUUUAUAUUAUAAAACUUGUUUCGAGAUACUAAUAAUGAUGUUCGACUUUCAGUACAGAAAUAUUUAGUUUGCAUGUUUUCAAAAUUUUUUGCACUUAAUAGUCGCUUGGUGAUUGUUUAUAACAAUUUAAGUGAAAAACAAUUUUUUUAGAAAAAAAUCAAUUUCUCCUAAAAUUUUAUAUUGAAUUUGACCAUUUUUGAGUAUAAAGUGUUUGGGGGUCGCUGAUUACUAAUUUGAGGUCAAAACUGAGAAAUUAAAAAUGGCGAAUCCAACACGGUGGAUGGAAAUAUUAAAAACUGAAAAUUUUUAGUUUGGAACAGUAUAGCGAUUUCUAUCCAUAUUUUAUACAAAAUUUACAAUAUAAAUAGUCUUUUGUAAUAUUUCGCUUAGAUGUAUCGUUUUUGAGAUAGAAAUUCGUGAAUAUCGAAGGUUGCUAAAAGUAUUAUAUCAUAUGUAAAAAGCUAUCAUGUAUCUACCAUUUUGAAUUUUGAUAUUAUCUUUAUCAUUUAAUCUUAGACUUGUAAUAAAACCUAAAAAAAGGAUUUACUGCAAAAGUAUUUAGACUUUCACUAAUUUACUAGCUAAUGACGGUUAUAUUAGAUCCAUAUUUAAUUUACAAAAUCUGAAUUCAGAUUCGGAAUCAGCGAUCCAAGAAACGUAGAUAUGCAAACUUUCAAGAAAAUCUACUAAAAAAAACCUAAAUCGACAAUCAAAGGGUUAAGCCUGGAAUACUUUGUGUGACACACACACACCAUUUUCUCACAUUCAAAAUGUAAGUUAUUAGAAAUAUCGAAAAAAUGUUGGAUUUAAAUCCAAAAGCGAGAAUAUCCGCUUAAAGUUUCUAUUUAUUGAUGUAUUAUGUAACAAAACACAGAGAGAUCUUGAGUGAUAAAACUUUACAUAAAAUGAAAUCAAAAUGUUCCAGAAUUUGAAAGAAGUUUAUCCAAGAUUUUAUUCCUUCUGUAAAUUUUUUGAAAACACUUUGUUUGUUUGAUUCAAGUGCAUUUUCUAGUAAUAUUUGAUAUAGAAUAUAUAUAUUUUGCUUUGAAAAGAGAAAGGAAAAAAUAACUAAUUUAAAAUAUUAUGUAUCAAUAUUUCAUAAUAAUUUGAAAAUAAUAUCUGAAACAUAGAAAAAGAAAUUUUAAUAAUAUCUAAUUAAUUAACAGUGUUAAAUUUGUUAUAUUUAAUCAAUUUAAUAUGGAUCAUUAAUUUUAUUGCAUUAACAUAAUUUCAUACAACACUGCAAAACAGAAUUGUAAUUUUGAUAUCUAACAAUGUAGGGUUAGCAUAGCUUUGUUAUUCUGAUUCGUUAUUCUGAAGCAACGCACAACUCUGUACUCGUACACAUCUCAUUCCUGGUAGUCUAAUUUGUGCAAACUUGUGUAUCGCCUGCCGAGAUAACGAAGCCAUGCUGAUCUUAUGUUGCUUAACAAAAAAUACUCGUCAUGUCUUUCUCUAUUAUCUCUUGAAAUUUUGGUACAGGCUCUUGAACACCUUGUAUAUUCGAAAACCAUGAUCAUAUUGUUAAGAUCAUGAGAUUGUUCAAUUUCUGACAAAAAAUAUUUUAUUAGUAAUAUGAAAAUUUUUUAAUUUAAAGAGCAGAAAUUUAAAUUUUAAGAUUUAAAUGACAUUAAUCAACUCAUAGCACAUCAAAUUUCCAAUUUUUAAUGUUUUAUAUGUAAAUUAUGUACAUACACACACACACGCACGCGCGCGCGCGCACACACAACACAUAGGGUGAUUCAAAAUAAUCUUUUGUCUUUAAAAUGUUCUAUUCUUGACUUAAUUCUAAGACGAUUUUUCCUUUUCUAAAAUUUUGUUUAAAGUUCAGUUUUUGAAUUAUUAGAAAAAAUAGUUGUAUUAUAUAAUCAGGUACAAAAGGUAGGUAAGGGCAAUUAAUCAGAUACAGGCACUUACGCGGAGCGCUUGAUGUAAUUAUUCAAUAAUUAGCAUAGUUUUUGAGAUGGAAAGAUUGUCAAAAUUAAAUAUAAGAUCAGAAAUAUAACAUUUUAAAAACAAAAGGCUUUUUUAUUGGUACACAUUUUCUCUCUCUCUCUCUCUCUCGCUCUCUCGCUCGCUCGCUCGUUUACUUACUUGCUAUUACUUAUAAUGAUGACCUAGCUUAUUGCUGUUCUCUGUUAUUUUUUAAACUGAUGAAUUUCGCGAUGAAUUACCACAUCGAGUGUCAAACAAGAUUUUUUUAAAAUAAAUUUCUUAAAGAUUAUACGUAAUUUAAUUGACAUUCCAUAAAUUUAAAUUAAUAAUAAACUAAUUUAACCUAUAAAUUUUAAACUAAUCGAACGGUUAUUUAAAUUUGGGUUAUUAAAGCUUGUAAAAAUGGAUUAUUUGGUUUUGAAGCAGAAAUCAAUGCUUUUACCCUAUCCCUAUAAUUAAUGAUUGUUUCAUUAAAGCUUAACUUAGUUAUUAUUUGCGUAAUUUACUACUCUCCAAUCUUUGCAAUAUUUAGCUCUGAAUGGAUGGCAUAACUUGUGAAUUUAGUGCUGAAUGCAAGAAAAUAGUUGUACAGUUGUUGAAGAUUGAUCUUAGUUUCUGUUUGAUAAAAUAUAUCCAAGGCAACAGCUAUUGAAGGAAACUGCUGUACAGUAGGAUAACAAAGGAUAUUAAAGGAGUAAAUAAGAACUAAGAAAGUCUAGUCCAAUACUAGAGAAAAAUAAUAGGAUCAACAAUACUUUUUCCUAUACCCAAAUGAAACAAUCCUAACAACUGCAAGAGCACUUGCAGCAAUUCUUGAUAGAGUCACAAUUUUAGAUUCCAGUCUUCUCUUUUUCAAGUCUUCUCUUGGUUGUAUUAAUGUCAUAUUUAUUUUAAAAAAUGUUUAAAGCUUCUUUCACGAAAUUGUUGCUUCUGUUUCUAAUUUUGUCAAAUACAGCUUCUCUAGUAAAUACAAUAUAAUAAAAUUCUAGAUCUUGUCUGAGGGUCAUACUGUUACUAAUAGUGAACUCUAAACCAUUUAGGAAUGACCUAGUAAUAUUCUCUAACAAGUCUGGAUUUUUUCGUAAUUCUUGUUUCUUUAUUAUAAAUUUUCUCCUUAAUUCUUGCAAUAUGUCUCUGGGAUUAAAUUCUUCAUAUUUUACUGUUUCGUUUACACCUUUACAAAAUAUUAAGUCUGAUUCAAUACUUCUCAAAUUCAACACUGAAAAGAUGUCAGUAGCCUCUUCAUCGUCUAUAUUAUACUCGGGGUGCGAUCCAGUUGACGUUACAAACGCUUUAAAGAUUUUUUGAUUAGCCAAUUCAUAAAAUUCUUUAUUCUGAUUGGUCAAUCAAAUGCUUCGAAGCAUAUAAUGUGCACCAUAAGAAGGGUGAAUAUUCCAGCCCAUAAUACAGUAAGCUUCUACUGUAUUAUGCAUUGCCACAGUCUCGAAGAUUUGCACCGUGGCAUUGAAUGAAAUUGUGGCAUUGCGAAGUAACCUCAUUCUAUCGACAGAGAGAGAGAGGCGUACGCGGCGUGAGCAUAACGCGCGGAAGUGGGAAAAUAUUUAUCACGGAGAUUUUCCCUUUAGUAAGGCAAUGGGGAAUUCCCAUUAAGGAAGAUCACAAUAAAUUGGAGAAUGGCAAUGCGGAACUUCUACUGUAUUUCUAAUUCUGCCUCUCCAUUCCCAUCUUAAGGCUAACUCAAGGGAGUUUUGGCUUUAAAAAUUUUGGGAAUAAAUGAGUAUUUGUAGACAAUUUCUUUCAAUUUCUCUUCAAAAAUUAAAGACUCAAUAUUAUUUGUGCUUUCCUUACGGAUAGUUCUUAUCCAACCAAUAUCAGAACAAGUGCUCUUUGAAUUAUUACUCAAUUUGGUUAAUUUAGAGAUUAAUUGUCUAAUAAUCUCUUUGAUUUUUUUCCUUGUUCCUAGCAAAUAUGUGAAUCAAAUUUAGAUCUUGAGCGUUCACUUACUGAGCAAAGUUACUGACAACUAUUGUUGACACAAUUGGACUAUAGUGGAAUUAUCUAUGAGAUCUACCUAGUGAGAAACAGUACAUCGAAUCGACAUCAAUUCGACAUCGAAAUCAUCAUUUCGAUGUCGAUUCGACGUCGAAUUGAUGUCGAAUUCAUUAUCGUUUCUCGCUGGGUAAUGAUCAUAAUCUGCUAGGAUUACACUAGUUGAAGUUUGGGGUUGACUUUUUCAAACAAAUAUCUCUAUUUUUACAAGAACAGAUUUUAGUCACAAAACUCGUAUAAAAACACGGAGAAGAACACAAAUUACUGUAUUUAUGAGUCAAAAACUGGAUUCGAGAAAAUUAUAUUAUAAUAUGCCCGUCAAUAAUGUGCUACGUAAGUCUUAACAAACUUUAAUCACACAGAUUGUACACUUGAUCUAUUCAUUUGAUUAAAACAAGUUUACUAAUUAAUUUAUCGGUUAAUCAAUUAUUAUCAAUUACUUUAAACACUAAUUAUUUGGUGAUUAAUAAUCAUUACUAAAAGAAAAAAA
This is a messenger RNA of Monomorium pharaonis (pharaoh ant), 11081 nucleotides long. Its product is annotated as zinc finger protein 853. Bases 191 to 2338 code for a protein of 715 amino acids. The transcript is spliced from 3 exons. The record is from RefSeq and is a predicted model, not a curated record. Gene Ontology annotation, cellular component: nucleus. Lineage: Eukaryota; Metazoa; Arthropoda; Insecta; Hymenoptera; Formicidae. Gene Ontology annotation, molecular function: zinc ion binding.